UCUCUUCAUUCUUCCCUUUCUCCCUUCUUCCUCCCCUCCCCUCAUCUCCACCUCCUCUUUCUCCUCUUUCUCUCCACAAACUUCACCUCCACAUCACGUCCCUCCGUCUCUCCGUCCUCCUCCCUCCACUACAACCUUCAAACCAAACCAACCCCAUGCAUAAACGCCUCAAUACGCCCAUACCCGCACCCAUACCCAUCCCCCAUCCACAUCCGCCACUUGCCCCAGAAUACAACACAAGCUACUACUACUACUACACGCCAAUCCCGCCCGUUGAUAAUAGUACGGGUAGUACUACCGUAUCCUCGCUCUUAUUCCAUCUACCCUCGCCCCUCGCGAACCACUGAUCCACCUUCAUCCACUCUGUCCACCUCCACACCCCCCCUACGCCCCCAAUCCACCUCUCCACAACAUCACCCUAACUCGCCGUAAACUGCUCUAGGUAAGGUAAGACACCCUGCAGACGUGCCAUCCCAGAUAACACCCCUGCUUCCACACCCCCAAGCUUAUCUCCUCCUUCCCGCCUUCACUUUUCUAUAUCAUCCCUACCUCCCCCUUACCACCGACGCCCUUCUCUCUCCAAACCGACCUGAGUCGCCAACUCCACCCCCACCAACCUUGGAUCGACAAUUCUCCUUCCAAAGCCAUGGCCGACUCAAAGGAAACCUACGAAGCUGCCACCGACGCGAAGGUCGCCGACGCCACACCCACCUACGAAGAGCACGCUGUCGUCGACAAUGACGGCCUUGGCGCGCUGCCCGGGGAUCGCCCAGCAGGAUGGAUGUACCGCGAGCGCAAGAUUGGCCCGGUCGUCGUGACGUGGUACGCGUCGCCGAUGUUCCAGCUCUUGAUGGUCUCGUUCGUCUGCUUCACGUGCCCUGGUAUGUUCAACGCAUUGACGGGUCUGGGAGGUGGUGGACGCGACGAUCAUGAAUUGGCUUCGAAUAUGAACGUUGCUCUCUACAGUACCUUCGCCGUCGUGGGUUUCUUCGCCGGCUCCUUCGUCAACCGUCUCGGCAUCAAGGCCACCCUCUCCUUCGGCGGCAUCGGCUACUGCAUCUACGCCGUCGCGCUCCUCGCCUCUCUCCACGCCGGACCCAAGAUCAACGGGUUCUGCUACUUCGCGGGCGCGCUCCUCGGUGUCUGCGCCGGCCUCCUCUGGACCGCCCAGGGCACAAUCAUGAUGUCGUACCCCCUCGAGUCCGAGAAGGGCCGCGCCUUCGCCUGGUUCUGGACCAUCUUCAACCUCGGCGGCGUCGUCGGGUCGCUCAUCCCCCUCGGCCUCAACGUCAACAACCCCCACGGCGUCGGCGUCCAGGACGGAACCUACAUCGCCUUCAUCGUGCUGAUGUUCUGCGGUGCCGUCCUCGCCCUCUUCCUCUGCAACGCCAACAAUGUCAUCCGCUCCGACGGCUCCAAGGUCGUGCUGAUGAAGAACCCCUCGUGGAGCUCCGAGUUCGUCGGCCUCUACAAGACCAUCAUCUCAGACCCGUACAUCCUCCUCCUCUUCCCCAUGUUCUGGUCCUCGAACUGGUUCACCACCUACCAGACCAACUCCGUCAACGGCGCCUUCUUCAACAUCCGCACACGCUCCCUCAAUUCCCUGCUCUAUUGGUUCUCCCAGAUGAUCGGCGCUAUCGUCUUCGGUAACUGCCUCGACAUCGAGCGCUUCCAGCGCACGACUCGCGCGAAGGCUUCGCUUGUUGUGCUCUUCGCUCUUACUUUCGCUAUUUGGGGAGGCGGGUACAAGUGGCAGACUGGAUUCACUCGUGAGAACCUCCCGGCUACGGGUGACUGGACCGAUAAGGGAUACCUCGGCCCUAUGUUCUUGUACAUGUUCUACGGCUUCUACGAUGCCGCUUGGCAAUGCUGCGUUUACUGGUACAUGGGCGCCCUCACCAACAACGGCCGCAAGAUGGCCAACUACGUCGGUUUCUACAAGGGCAUCCAAUCUGCCGGCGCCGCGGUAAUGUGGUCCCUCGACGCGCACAACAUGUCCUUCAUGGACGAGCUGAUCUCCAACUGGGUCCUCCUCGCCGGGUCGCUGCUCGUCGCUGCGCCGGUUAUCUUUAUGAGGAUUACGGAUCAUGUGACGGUGGAGGAGGACCUGAAGUUUAGCGAUGGGACGUUGGCGGAUGUGUUGCCGGAGGGGCAUGCGGAGAAGAGUGUUGGUGCUUAGAUGGGGAGGGUUGUUGUUAGGGAGUAAUUUUUUAAGAGGGGGGGAGGUGGUGGUGGUUUAAUUUGUGGGGUGGGUAUAU
Messenger RNA from Pseudogymnoascus verrucosus, 2258 nucleotides. RefSeq lists its product as uncharacterized. The transcript has 4 exons. Gene Ontology annotation, biological process: transmembrane transport. NCBI's taxonomy places the organism in Eukaryota, Fungi, Ascomycota, Leotiomycetes, Thelebolales, Thelebolaceae. The coding region runs from base 647 to 2179 and encodes 510 amino acids. The record is from RefSeq and is a predicted model, not a curated record. Gene Ontology annotation, molecular function: transmembrane transporter activity.